Messenger RNA from Rotaria sp. Silwood1, 612 nucleotides. The record is from the annotation of a GenBank genome assembly. Lineage: Eukaryota; Metazoa; Rotifera; Eurotatoria; Philodinida; Philodinidae.
AUGAAGCGACCAAAUGCUAUAAAAACUCAUCUACCUUUCGAUCGUGUACCAUACAAUUCUCAAGCGAAAUAUAUAUGUCUAAGCCGAAACAUAAAAGAUGUUUGUGUCUCAUUAUACCAUCACAUAAAAGCCCGGCCUCGUCUCCAAUUUGAAGUUGAUACAUUUGAUGAAUAUUUUGAAUUAUUUAUGAUCGGUGAAGUGCCUCAUGGCGAUUAUUUUGAUCAUUUAUUUGCCAUCUGGAACCAUCGUAAUGAUCCUAAUGUUAUUGUCCUUCUCUACGAACAAAUGCAACAAGAUAUUCAAUCAACAAUUAAAAAAUUAGCUCAAUUUCUUGGGGAAAAAUAUACGAAAAUGUUGGAUGCUGAGCCUCAAUUAUUGGAUCGAAUUGCAAAACUCUCAAGUUUUACCUAUUUAGAAACCAAUAAUAUUGAUGUACUACCUUUCCGAGGAGAUAGAAGAAAAGGAAAAGUCAAUGGUUGGAAGGAAGAAUUGACACCAGAACAGAGCAAACGGCUAGAUCAACUGUUUGCAGAGAAAACAAAAGAUCUACCAGAACUAAACAAGUAUUGGUCACAAUACACAACGUCAAUUGAAGACGAACCAUUUCACUAG